This is a messenger RNA of Zychaea mexicana, 757 nucleotides long. Its product is annotated as thioredoxin-like protein. Gene Ontology annotation, cellular component: cytosol. Gene Ontology annotation, molecular function: thioredoxin peroxidase activity. Bases 58 to 645 code for a protein of 195 amino acids. NCBI's taxonomy places the organism in Eukaryota, Fungi, Mucoromycota, Mucoromycetes, Mucorales, Lichtheimiaceae. The transcript is spliced from 5 exons. The record is from RefSeq and is a predicted model, not a curated record. Gene Ontology annotation, biological process: cell redox homeostasis; removal of superoxide radicals; response to oxidative stress.
GCCGGGGGCAAACCUGUAAUUUUGGAAUCAUCUUUUUCCCUUUCGUAAUAUUAAAAAAUGGUCGCUCAAGUUCAAAAGCCCGCUCCCGCCUUCACCCUUCCCGCCGUCGUCGAUGGUGAGUUCAAGGAUGUCUCGCUCGCUGACUACAAGGGCAAGUACGUUGUCUUCUUCUGGUACCCCAUGGACUUCACCUUUGUCUGCCCCACCGAAAUCCUUGCCUUCUCUGAGCGCGUCAAGGAGUUUGAAGCCUUGGACACCGCUGUCAUUGCUGCCUCCACCGACUCUGAAUUCUCUCACCUUGCCUGGAUCAACACUCCCCGCAAGCAGGGUGGUCUUGGUGACAUGAACAUCCCUAUCGUCGCCGAUAAGACUAAGAAGGUCGCUCGCGACUACGGUGUCUUGCUUGAGGAUGAGGGUGUUGCCCUUCGUGGUCUCUUCAUCAUCGACCCCAAGGGUAUCGUCCGUCAGAUCACCAUCAACGAUCUUCCCGUUGGUCGCAACGUCGACGAGGCCCUUCGUCUUGUUGAAGCCUUCAAGUUCACCGAUGUCCACGGUGAAGUUUGCCCUGCCGGCUGGCAAAAGGGUGCUGAAACCAUCAAGCCCGAAGUCAAGGCCUCCAAGGAGUACUUUGAGAAGGCCAACUAAGUGCAAUCUCAGCUGUACAUGAAUAAGACUCCAUAGCUUUGCUUUUUUUUCUUGCGCUUUGUACCAUACUUUUUAAACCAAAAUAAAUACAUUCUUUGACUGCAGAAAAAAA